This is a messenger RNA of Herpailurus yagouaroundi (jaguarundi), 2414 nucleotides long. RefSeq names its product histone deacetylase 8 (gene HDAC8). The record is from RefSeq and is a predicted model, not a curated record. Gene Ontology annotation, molecular function: histone deacetylase activity. Gene Ontology annotation, biological process: heterochromatin formation. Bases 347 to 1873 code for a protein of 508 amino acids. Lineage: Eukaryota; Metazoa; Chordata; Mammalia; Carnivora; Felidae. The transcript has 14 exons.
UUUUUAGCGCUAAAACUCACAUUCGCGGCUAUUUUAGCAAUUAGCCCCGGCUCUUCCGCUACUCGAACCCCCCAAAACUACAUCUCCCAGCAUGCUCUAAAGCUGGUCUGACCUCAUUUCAAAUGGCCCCGUAGGGCAACAAGGAUGGUUAGUUUUGACCGUGCUUAUUUGUCCCAUAAAUUAUCGAUCCUAAUUGGCAGUUAUUUGGGCUUUUAUAUUUGCCGACCUCUCGUUUUUGUACCGUGGUCACUAAAUGAAGGGCUUCUGGCCUGGGAGGGCCCAUGUAUUCUUUCAAUUGGUUGGGGAGCUGGGACAGUGUCUCUGGCAAUAACGAGAAUAGGAGGGAAUGUUGACCAGGGAGCACCGCUGCGGCCGUUCAGAGGAGCAGGAACAGGAGCCCGGGCUGAGUCUGAAAAAAGCCGGAUCCAGAAGGUGGCUCCGGAACGGCUGGAAUUGGAAGAUGGAGGAGCCGGAGGAACCGGCGGACAGUGGGCAGUCGCUGCCUCCAGUGUACAUCUACAGUCCCGAGUAUGUCAGCAUGUGCGACUCCCUGGCCAAAGUCCCCAAACGGGCCAGUAUGGUACAUUCUUUGAUUGAAGCAUAUGCACUGCAUAAGCAAAUGAGGAUAGUUAAGCCCAAAGUAGCCUCCAUGGAGGAGAUGGCCACCUUCCACACUGAUGCCUAUCUGCAGCAUCUCCAGAAGGUCAGCCAAGAAGGAGAUGACGAUCAUCCAGACUCCGUAGAAUACGGGCUAGGUUAUGACUGUCCAGCCACUGAAGGGAUAUUUGACUACGCAGCAGCUGUAGGAGGGGCUACAAUCACAGCUGCCCAAUGCCUGAUUGAUGGAAUGUGCAAAGUAGCAAUUAACUGGUCCGGAGGGUGGCAUCAUGCAAAGAAAAAGUAUAAGACUCUCUUAAAGCCCUUGUCUGGAUGGAUGGAUCCCUGGUUAAGAACCCUGGCUUUGGACAAUGAAAAAUCACUGAAGAAAGCUUUAUCCAGGAGUAGAGAUGAAGCAUCUGGUUUUUGUUAUCUCAAUGAUGCUGUCCUGGGAAUAUUACGAUUGCGACGGAAAUUUGACCGUAUUCUCUAUGUGGAUUUGGAUCUGCACCAUGGAGAUGGUGUAGAAGAUGCCUUCAGUUUCACCUCUAAAGUCAUGACAGUGUCCCUACACAAAUUCUCCCCAGGAUUUUUUCCAGGAACAGGUGACGUGUCUGAUGUUGGCUUAGGAAAGGGACGGUACUACAGUGUAAAUGUGCCCAUUCAGGAUGGCAUACAGGAUGAGAAGUAUUACCACAUCUGUGAAAGUGUACUAAAGGAGGUAUACAUAGCCUUUAAUCCUAAAGCAGUGGUCUUACAGCUGGGAGCUGAUACAAUUGCUGGGGAUCCCAUGUGCUCCUUUAACAUGACUCCAGUGGGAAUUGGCAAAUGUCUUAAGUACAUCCUUCAGUGGCAAUUGGCAACACUCAUUUUGGGAGGAGGAGGCUAUAACCUUGCCAACACGGCUCGAUGCUGGACAUACUUGACCGGGGUCAUCCUAGGGAAAACACUAUCCUCUGAGAUCCCAGAUCAUGAGUUAAGGGAAAGAAGCGAGAUGAGGGCAUCUGGCUGGAGAGCCGGUACAACAUCAGCUAUGCUGCUGUCCCACCCCCAGUGCAAACCUGAUUCAAAGUUUUUCACAGCAUAUGGUCCUGAUUAUGUGUUGGAAAUCACGCCAAGCUGCCGGCCAGACCGCAAUGAGCCCCACCGAGUCCAGCAAAUCCUCAACUACAUCAAAGAGGAGAAGCUGUCAGUAGUGUCUGGAGCCCAGUGUUUGGGGAAGUGGGGCAAGAAGAAAGCUGUGGAGAGACCAAGGAAUCUGAAGCAUGUGGUCUAGUUGACAAAAAGAGAUCAGGUUUCCAGAGCUGAGGAACAGUGCCUGUAAUGAAGACAGCGUGUUUAUGCGAGCAGUGUGUGGAAUUUGUGACUGCAGGGGAAAUUUGGAAGAAAUUACUUCCUGAAAAUUUCCAAGGGGCACCAUGUGGCAGCUGGCCUCCUGGGGUGAGGCAGGCAAGCACCCCAGAGGCCUCAACUAGGCCUAGGGGAAGAGAGAGAUUUCCAGCAUUUAAAGUGUUUAUUUUUUAAAAACACACAAAUGCCAUUUUUAAUCUUCGAAAAUUAUUUUUAAGCGAGUGGGGAGGGAGUAUUUUUAUUUUCUUAAAGGAGACAUCAGAGGCUGGAGGAAAGUGUGGAGCUUGGGUCACAGGUUUGCGGGGUGGGGAGAACCAAGAGGCAGGGUUUGGGCUUCAGUACCUUCCGGAUGGAGUCUUUAGGGGAGGGGGAUGGGUUGGCAGAAUGGGAGGUGGGGAGAAAUCUACCUGUGUUGUUUUUAGGAUUAUGGAUCUAUUUUGUUUUUUAAUAAAAUCUUUGAAAACCUA